Messenger RNA from Saxophila tyrrhenica, 2655 nucleotides. RefSeq lists its product as uncharacterized. Gene Ontology annotation, cellular component: nucleus. The coding region runs from base 1 to 2655 and encodes 884 amino acids. The record is from RefSeq and is a predicted model, not a curated record. Gene Ontology annotation, biological process: DNA-templated transcription; regulation of DNA-templated transcription. The transcript is spliced from 2 exons. Gene Ontology annotation, molecular function: zinc ion binding; DNA-binding transcription factor activity, RNA polymerase II-specific; DNA binding. NCBI's taxonomy places the organism in Eukaryota, Fungi, Ascomycota, Dothideomycetes, Mycosphaerellales, Extremaceae.
AUGUCCAACGAAUCGCAAGACAACUCCCCCGAGGAGUCCUCCUACUUCAACGACCUCUCGCAGCAACCUUCGAAGGAGGGCGAAGGUCCUGCUGGCGACGAAGCUACGACGAAUGGGCAGGUGCCGAAGCCAAAGAGGAUCGCGUGUGUGCUGUGUCGCAAGAGGAAGCUGAAGUGCGAUGGGGGCAAGCCUUCAUGUGGGACUUGUGCGCGGCUGCAGCAUGAAUGUUCGUAUGAUGAGGUUAGGAGGAAGAGUGGGCCGAAGAGGGGGUAUGUGAAGGCGCUGGAAGCGAGGCUGGCGCAGGUGGAGACGCUGUUGAAGGGACAGGAUGAGGUGCCGCCUAUGCCGCAGCCGAAGAAUUGGGGCGGUGGGAAGGGGGUGCGGUUUCAGCAGCAGGGGAACAGCACGCAGGCGGAGCCAGUGUUCAAUCUGGGAGAGAGCAUGGCGACGUCGCAAUGCGCGGUUCCUGGUGCUGGGGACGCUGCGCCCGGUGAAGAGCACUUCCCAUGGGAGAUGAUAGGCCUAGGACUGGACGAGCCCUUACCAACGCAGGACGUCGUCAACGACCUGGACGCAACAUACUUUGAGAAAGUGCACCCGUCGCAACCCAUGAUCCACCGACCACGAUACCACGCUGCGAUGAACCUGGCGCCUCACAUGCGGCCGCCGGUAUGCUUGCGAUACGCCAUGUGGGCGAACGCGGCCGCAGUGUCGGAUAAGUACGAGAAUCUGCAAGAGCACUUCUACCAGCGAGCGCGGAAGUACAUCCAGCAGGACGAGAUGAAAGGGCACGGCGAGAGCAUGAUCACGAUCGCGCAUUGUCAGACGUGGACGCUGAUUGCGACGUACGAGUUUAAGUUGAUGUACUUCCCGCGCGCGUGGAUGUCGGCGGGGAGGGCGUGUCGUAUGACGCAGAUGAUGGGGUUGCAUCGGCUGGAUGGAGCUGGGUUGGACGUGAAGCAAUGUCUGCCGCCGCCGCGAGAUUGGACGGAGCGCGAGGAGCGGAGAAGGACGUUCUGGGCUGCGUUUUGUGUGGAUCGGUAUUCGAGUAUCGGGACGGGUUGGCCGAUGACGAUUGAGGAGAAGGAUGUCAUGAGCACGAUGCCUUCGAGCGAGGAGGCGUAUGAGCUUAAUAAAUCGCAGAAGACGCCGACACUCCAGGAAGCUUUGAGUCCGGAAGGCGCCACGAAACUGACUGGCUUCUCCGGCGUGAUAUUGAUGGCAUGUCUCUUCGGACGCAAUCUCACACAUCUUCACCGCCCUGAACCAGACGACGCGGACGACGAUCUGAACGGCGAGUUCUGGAAGCGGCAUCGCAUGCUCGACAACAUCCUGCUGAACACCGCUUUGGCGCUUCCGGUGACGCUACGAUUACCUUCAGGGCUGAACGAUCCGAAUACUGUGUUCUUGAACAUGUGCAUACACACAUCGACGAUAUGUCUGCACCAGGCGGCGAUCUUCAAGGCAGAUAAGAAUCGCAUGUCUUCGAGGAUUUCGGCGGAGAGUAAGGUGAGGUGUAUCACGGCGGCGGCGGAGAUUGCGAGUAUUAUGAGGCAGAUUUGCCAUUUGGAUUUGUCUGCUAUGAAUCCGUUCAUAUCCUUCUGCCUCUACGUGUCAGCGCGAGUCUUUGUACAGUACCUGAAGUCACGGCCGAAGGACACUCAGAUCCGAUCAUCCCUGCAAUUCUUGCUACAGGCGAUGCAGGCCAUUAAGCGAAGAAAUCCGCUUACAGAAUCUUUCCUCGUGCAACUAGACGUCGAUCUUGAAGCUGCUGGGAUUGAAGACACCAGCUCGCUGCGGGUGCAGCAGAACAACACCUCACCCAUGGGGCCUAAUCGCUCAGAGGCCUGUCCAAUGCAACAGAUCCAUCUCGACCAUCGACCCAACUACGGCGACAUGGGUCUGGCUGCCUACAACGACCCGAGUGGCAACCCAAACCUGAACUCGACAUCUGCUGUGCAGCCAACCUUCAACUUCAACACCGACAACACCGAAAUGACAGAAGAGAGUCUCGACUUUAUGGCCAUGGGCGGCACAUUCGACCUGCCCAACCGACCCGCCGGCCAUCAAUCACCUGGCUCCUCGAACCAAAGCUCUGGCAUUCAGCGAAGUCCACAAUCUUACGACCCAGCAAUGGACAUCAGCCCCGACGCCGACCACCUCACACCCAACUCCAGCACACAUCAAACAUCCUCCGGCCACGCUUCUACUCAUGGCUACUCACCCAAAACUCUCCCUCUCUGGCAACCCGACCAAAUCCCCACCGCCAAAAUGCAGUCCCAAACCGACCCCGCCCGUCUCACUUCUAUGCUAGGCAACAACAUGGACGCCUACACCGACUUCGACAUGAACGCCUUCUCCGCCUCCAAUCCCGGCAACGACAUGAACAGCUUCCCCACCUCCACCGACCAGAGCGGCUUCGUCCUCCCUUCCAACUGGGGCUCCGGCAGUGGUGGAACAGGACUCACGCCUGGUAAUACCGGCAUGACCCCCGGACCGACUGGUUUCACCCCGGGCGCGAGCGGGAUGGGCGAUAUGUUGAAUAUGAGCGACGCGGAGUGGAACUCGAUCAUGGAGAAUAUGCAGUUUGGGGGCGCGUGGGAGACGGGGGUGGAGCAUAAUGAGAAUAUCCUGCAGGAGCGGCAGAGGCGGUAG